Molecule: messenger RNA, 1051 nt
Organism: Electrophorus electricus (electric eel)
Lineage: Eukaryota; Metazoa; Chordata; Actinopteri; Gymnotiformes; Gymnotidae
Source: RefSeq, a predicted model, not a curated record
AACACCUUUACCAACAAGCUCAACUUCCACAACAACAACAACAACUGCACCUUUGCCAACACCUACCCCAACAAGAGAAAGAUGCACUAAAUCAUGCAUUUGGUCAGAUUGGAUGGACUUUGGCCCUCCUACAACAGGUCCCAACGGUGGUGAAAUAGUACCAAUUAAAAGGAUAACUGACAUUUAUCCUAACAUCUGUUCCAGUCCAACCAAUGUUGAAUGCAGAGCAAAACUCUUUCCGACACUGCCUCUUUCAGAAAUAGGACAGGAUGUGAUUUGUAAUGCACAGAAUGGAUUGAUAUGUCUGAACCAAAACCAGGGUCUUCAACAGCAAUGCUUUGAUUAUGAGAUUAGAGUGCUUUGUUGUGAAACAAAUUGUCCAACAUCUGGUACCAGUCCUACAACAAUCACAACAGCAACAAACACACAAUCUUCAUCAAAAACUACAUCCACAACAACAUCUACAACAACAACAAAAUCUCCAGCAACAAGUUCAAUUACUACCACUGCCACUAUGUCCACAUCUUCACCAACCACAGCCAUAAAAACACCUUUACCAACAAGCUCAACAACAAUGCUGUCUUCACCAAAAACAUCUACAACAUCCACCACAAAACCAACACCCCCAGAAACAACCGUAAUUACUACCACUGCCACUCAGACGACAUCUUCACCAACCACAACCAAAAAAACACCUUUACCAACAAGCUCAACUUCCACAACAACAACAACAACUGCACCUUUGCCAACACCUACCCCAACAAGAGAAAGAUGCACUAAAUCAUGCAUUUGGUCAGAUUGGAUGGACUUUGGCCCUCCUACAACAGGUCCCAACGGUGGUGAAAUAGUACCAAUUAAAAGGAUAACUGACAUUUAUCCUAACAUCUGUUCCAGUCCAACCAAUGUUGAAUGCAGAGCAAAACUCUUUCCGACACUGCCUCUUUCAGAAAUAGGACAGGAUGUGGUUUGUAAUGCACAGAAUGGACUGAUAUGUCUGAACCAAAACCAGGGACUUCAACAGCAAUGCUUUGACUAUGAGAUUAGAAAAUAG